Molecule: messenger RNA, 1271 nt
Organism: Triticum dicoccoides
Lineage: Eukaryota; Viridiplantae; Streptophyta; Magnoliopsida; Poales; Poaceae
Product: non-specific lipid-transfer protein-like protein At2g13820
Exons: 3
Coding region: 1-495 (164 amino acids)
Source: RefSeq, a predicted model, not a curated record
AUGGAGAUCGCUGCCAUCGCUCUUAUUCUGGCGACGAUGAUCGCCUCCAAAGCCGCAGCGCAGAACAACGGUUGCUCGAGCGUGAUGAUGACCCUAUCCCCAUGCCUUGACUUCAUCGGAAGCAAAGCCCUGGAGCCCGGCUUCUCCUGCUGCACCACGCUCGCCGGCAUCGUCCAGACCGACCCCCGUUGCCUCUGCAUGGUUCUCGAUGGCAGUGCGGCGUCAUUUGGCAUCGUCAUUAACCACACGAGGGCCCUGGAGCUCCCUAGCAUCUGCAAGGUCCAAGCACCGCCGAUUAGCCAAUGCACAGCCAUCCCAGUUCCUCCAGCAACAGCGCCAGAAGACCCACCGGAGGAGACGAGCAACCAAGUCGCAGAUGCACCUAAAGGAAGCCCGAAUUCGAAUGCAACAUCAAGCUCCAGGAACUCAAAGAGUGCGGCAAAUUUGAUGGUCACUAUGCUUAUACCUACAUGUGCAUUAAUCUAUGUCUUCUAAGUGUUGGACAGUUUCAUUUUCUGCAGCCUUGUAUUAAAUGACAAGACCAAUAGAAUACCAUUUAGUAUGAUAUAUCUUUCCGAUGAGUCUCAAUAAAAAAAUGUCGUGUCAUUCAGUAUAAGAAGCCAAUUAACUCCAGCGGAUGUGAAAACAUGAAUUAACACGUAUAGCUAGCUACGUUGACAUAACAUUUUCUGUCAAGCAUACUUUGCCUGGUAUUUUCGAGUUAUCAAACUGUUCUGCAAGUAAUUAUUUGAGGUUUCGUUUGUGCAUAACAUGAAUAGCUGCAGUGAUGUAACAUGUUUUUAGAAGUAAAUUUUGCCUGGGGAUUUUUGACUUACCAAACUAGUUUGCAAGGAAUCAUUUGAGACUUGGUUUGUGCAAAACAUGAAUUGAAGUAAUAUUUGAUGGAAUAGCAUACUUGUUCUCACUAGAUAUAUUAGUACUCAUUUCAUGAAAGCAAGAACGAUAAAAUUCCACCAAAUAUCGCUCACUCUUUUGGCCUCCUAGGUAUGCAUGCGGAACAGAUACGGUGAAACAAAGGAUGUAUAAAAUAGCUGCUGUGACGUAACAUGUUCUUAAAAAGUAUACUUUUCCUUGGAUUUUGACUUACCAUAUCAGUGGUAUAUUGCCUUAGUAAAAUGCAUCAUGGUCCUAAUUUUUUUGGAAGUUGGUCCUAAUUCUUCAAAAUUGCACAUCUACGUCCUAAAAGCAUCCAAGUCGUUCACGGCAGGUCCUAUGUAGCUCUAAUCCCGUUUGACCUGCACGUGACGCAA